GAGAGGGAAACCAGCCAAGCAGGUCCUUCGCGGAGCAAGACUUGCGUUUUCCCUGAACGGCCCAUGACUAUUUUCUUCAACAGCUUUCCUCUCCCCACCCUUUCAAAGGGGACUCCUUUUCGAGGUGCAUGCUAAGGUGUACCUGCCUGCCUGCCUUUCUUCCCUCCUACCUCCCCCCCCCGCCGCCUUUCAGUACCAUUUCUUUGACCCGCGCUCUGCUCUGCUCACCUCCCAUACCACCGGGAGAGAGUCCCGCCGAAUUAAGAGGAGACGGAGCGCCCCGGUCAGCGUCCAAAAGAAGCCCCACGAAGUGCGGCGGUCUCUUGGAAGAAAGAAGCAACAUUCUUAGGCUGCUGCAUGAAUAUUUGCUUUUGGACCAACAGGAAUACUUCAAAACUCCAAAAUGCCAAAACCAGUCAAUGUUCGGGUUAUGACUAUGGAUGCAGAGCUGGAGUUUGCCAUCCAGCCUAACACUACUGGCAAACAACUAUUUGACCAGGUGGUGAAGACUAUAGGGUUACGUGAAGUCUGGUACUUUGGUCUUCAGUAUGUGGAUAAUAAAGGAUUCCCAACCUGGCUGAAACUUGACAAAAAGGUCUCUGCUCAAGAGGUCAGGAAAGAAAACCCAAUGCAGUUCAAAUUCCGUGCCAAGUUUUUCCCUGAGGAUGUAUCUGAGGAGCUGAUCCAGGAAAUCACACAGAAGCUAUUCUUCCUGCAGGUGAAGGAGGGUAUCCUUAGCGAUGAGAUCUACUGUCCGCCUGAAACUGCAGUCCUCCUUGGAUCAUAUGCUGUGCAAGCCAAAUAUGGAGACUACAAUAAAGAAAUACACAAAUCCGGAUACCUCAGUUCUGAACGACUAAUUCCCCAGCGUGUAAUGGACCAACAUAAACUAUCAAGAGAACAGUGGGAAGAACGAAUUCAAGUAUGGCAUGCUGAACAUGGUGGAAUGCUUAAAGAGAGUGCCAUGCUGGAAUACCUGAAGAUUGCCCAAGACCUGGAAAUGUAUGGGAUCAAUUACUUUGAAAUCAAGAACAAGAAAGGGACAGAUCUUUGGUUGGGCGUGGAUGCACUUGGCCUGAAUAUUUAUGAGAAGGAUGACAAAUUAACCCCUAAGAUUGGCUUCCCUUGGAGUGAGAUCAGAAAUAUCUCUUUCAAUGAUAAGAAAUUUGUCAUAAAACCAAUUGACAAGAAAGCACCAGACUUUGUGUUUUAUGCUCCUCGACUAAGAAUUAACAAGAGGAUCCUUCAGCUGUGCAUGGGAAAUCAUGAGCUUUACAUGCGCCGUAGGAAGCCUGACACUAUUGAAGUCCAACAGAUGAAAGCCCAGGCCCGUGAAGAAAAGCACCAGAAACAGCUAGAAAGACAGCAGCUAGAAAACGAAAAGAAGAAGAGAGAGACAAUUGAAAGGGAGAAAGAGCAGAUGUUAAGGGAGAAAGAAGAACUGAUGAUGAGACUACAGGAGUAUGAACUGAAGACCCAGAAAGCAGAAAAAGAGCUCUCAGACCAACUUGAAAAAGCCAGGCAGCUUGAGGAAGAAAGGAAAAGGGCUCAAGAGGAAGCGGAACGUCUAGAGAAUGAGCGUUUGGCUGCUCUGCAAGCUAAGGAAGAACUGGAGAGGCAAGCUGCUGACCAGAUGAAGAGCCAGGAGCAGCUGGCUACAGAACUUGCAGAAUAUACAGCCAAGAUUGCUCUUCUCGAAGAGGCAAGGAAACGCAAAGAGAAUGAAGUGGAAGAGUGGCAGCACAGAGCUAAGGAAGCCCAAGAAGAUCUUGUAAAAACAAAGGAGGAGCUACACUUGGUGAUGACUGCUCCACCUCCUCCACCCCCACCUGUUUAUGAGCCAGUGAGCUACCAUGUUCAAGAUAGCCUUCAAGAUGAAGGAACAGAGUCAUCUGGCUACAGCGCAGAAUUCUCAAGUGAAGGCAUAUUGGACGAUCGCAAUGAAGAGAAGCGCAUUACUGAAGCAGAAAAGAAUGAGCGUGUACAAAAACAGUUGAAGACAUUGACUGAUGAACUAGCCCAGGCCAGAGAUGAGAACAAGAAGACCCAAAAUGACCUCAUCCACACAGAGAACAUGCGACAAGGACGUGACAAGUACAAGACAUUGAGGCAAAUCCGGCAGGGCAAUACCAAGCAGAGAAUUGAUGAAUUUGAGGCUAUGUAAAUACAUUGAGAGCAGACUUUGGGAAAGGCAGGUUUUGAAUGCAGAUUUUUCUUUCUGAAGGUAUCACUGGCCAGUUGUAGCAAAAAAAAAA
This is a messenger RNA of Pogona vitticeps (central bearded dragon), 2255 nucleotides long. The record is from RefSeq and is a predicted model, not a curated record. NCBI's taxonomy places the organism in Eukaryota, Metazoa, Chordata, Lepidosauria, Squamata, Agamidae.